GGCGGAGGAGCGGAGGAGCAGCCCAGCGCCCUCCUCAGUGUGCAUGUUAGACCCGUGAUGAUCGCCGUGGUCGCGCUGUGGUCCCUACGCCCGCACCAAGGGACGGGCGGCGCCCACACCCGUACUCCGGGCUGUUGAGCGGGGCGGAGCCACGCUGUCGGCAGGCCUCCUCGGCUGAGGCCCGCCCAGCAGAGAACCGCCCGCAACAGCAGCAGCAGCAACGCCCACGACGCUGCUUCUGCUGCUGGUGGUUGAGGUGGUGGCGCUGGCUCUGUCUGGCCGCGCCCGCCCACCAGCACGACCAGGACACGCCCCACCAGCAGCAGCAGCUAGCGGCGGCGGGGGGGCGGCGGGAGCAGCAGCAGCAACAGCAGCAACAGCAGCAGCAGCAGCAGCAGCACCAGCAUCGCCUAGGCCUAGGGGACCACUUACUUCUCCUUCGAAGGCCAGCAGGGGCGGCGUCUUCCCGAGACGGCCCCUGCAACACCACAAGCAACAACAACAGCAACAGCGAGGGCGGCGGCGAGGGCAGCGGCUGGGGCGGAGGCGGCGGAGACGACGAAGGGCAGGCCAGCAGCAUGGCGCUCACUCAGCCCAACACAUCCCCGCCCGCCCACUGCUUCGUCAAGCGCACCUUCCACAAGCCCGUUUACUGCCACCACUGUACCGAUCUGCUCUGGGGCAUCAUCGGCCAGGGGUACACAUGCGAGGUGUGCAACUUCGUUGUACAUGACAAGUGUUUGAAAACUGUGGUGUCGCCAUGUUCGACGGUUGCCCCUACUCUAGUCAAGACCCCGGUUGCGCACUGCUGGUCGGAGCCUGCGCACCACCGUCGGAGGCAUUGCAAUGUCUGUCGCAAGAAACUAGACGAUACAUACGCCAUACGAUGCGAAGUCUGCGAAUAUUACGUGCACGUGGAGUGCGGCGACUUCACGGUGGCCAAUUGCAAAGACUGCGCGACCUUCGUGCCGGAGAAGAGCCACCAGAAAGUCGUGCAACUGCACCACUGGCGGGAGGGAAACCUCCCACCCAACUCCAAAUGUGUGGUUGACAAGAAGACCUGCUGGACGGGAGAAUGUCUGGCAGGAAUGAGGUGCGAGUGGUGUGGGUACACAGUACAUGCCAUGUGCGCCGAGAAGGUGCCCCUGGACUGCACCUUCGGGCUCCUGGAGCCAAUUAUGCUACCACCUGCCUCAGUCAGUAUACCGAGAACUGAAGUCCCGAUGGAGGCAAUAAUAGGAGUGCAAGUCAAAAGGAAGGAUAAUACUCUCUCACCUCGCAGCAUAUCUGAGGAGUUCACUAGCGGGGAUUACAAGAUAAGAGAACAAGAGGAGGCGCCGAGAGGAAGUGCCAAAGAAAAGGAAGAGAAAGACGAAGAAGUUGUGAAAGUGUUUGACGGCAACAGUUCGCUCCGAAGGCGCAUGUUCCGGCUCGUGACCAUACCGAGGACGGCGACGGUGAGGGAGUUCCUGACGGCGGCCAUGAGGGCCUUCCACGUGUCACAGGAGAACUCGAAAACUUACCUCACCGACGCUUACUCUGCCGACGAGACCGAAGUCGAGGACCCGCUGCCCGUCACCAAGCUCACCAGGAGGGACGGCAAGAGACCAGCGGUAUUUCUUAGGUACAGGGAAAGGGGCAACGAUGAGGGCUACAUCCGGGUGUAUCCGUCUCGCCUGGGCACUGCCGUGUCGAUUGACCACACCGUUUUACCCGUGACGUCACACACGUGCGUUACCGAUGUCAUCAUCACGGCGCUGCAGAGGUUUGGCCUCCCGGAGAGCAAGCCCGACGACUACCGUCUCAUGGAAGUCAUGUUGGAUAAAGGAGUUUCAGAGAGAGUGAUGGAAACCACUGAGAAGCCCUGGGAGCUCCUGAAGGCCAUCGGGCGUGACAGCAUCCGGCAGAUGGAGAUGACCAGAUUCUACCUUCAGCUGAAGAAGGACCCCCACGGUCCGAAGAUCGCGCUCUUUGUCGGAAGCCUCCCACCAAACUUAUCACAGCGGCAGUACGAAAACAUCUUGGCAGACAUACUGAGCAAAGUUGGGUAUAAAUACUCAAGCAUCGGCCCCAUCUACUAUGAAUAUGGGUCAAUGGUUAUUACUUAUGAAGACUCUGAUCUAGCAGUAAGAGCAUUCUACACACUGAGAGAGUCCUGCUAUGAUGAUAAGCAUCUUCUAGUGAUGCUGUUGCCAAAUAUAUUACCCCACAUGAUUCCUGAGGGAGUCCAGCCCCUCCUAGUGUUUGUUAAUGUCAAAUCUGGUGGAUGCCAGGGGCUGGAGCUUAUCACCUCCUUCAGGAAGCUUCUAAAUCCUUAUCAAGUGUUUGAUCUCGACAAUGGAGGGCCCUUACCUGGCUUGUACGUGUUCCGACAUGUGAAACAUUACAAGAUUCUGGUUUGUGGAGGAGAUGGGACUGUUGGAUGGGUUCUACAGUGUCUUGAUAAUGUGGGCCAGGAUUCUGAGUGCCAGUCUCCCGCAUGUGCCAUUGUUCCCCUCGGAACUGGCAAUGACCUUGCGAGGGUCCUGCGUUGGGGUCCAGGGUACAACGGUGGCGAGGAUCCUAUCAACCUGUUGAAGGAUGUGAUUGACGCUGAAGACAUCCGCCUUGAUAGAUGGACAGUGGUCUUUCAUGUGGAUGAAAAAGUAGAUGAAAAGCCUUCAGUACCCAACCAACAGCAAGUACCCACAAGUGAGGACAACACUCAGAUCUUCGUGAUGAACAACUACUUUGGAAUUGGCAUCGAAGCUGAGCUCUGCCUGGACUUCCACAAUGCUCGAGAGGAGAACCCAAAUAAAUUCAACAGCAGACUGCACAAUAAAGGGGUCUAUGUGAAGAUGGGCCUGAGGAAGAUGGUGUCACGCAAGUUGUGCAAAGACCUCCACAAAGAGAUCCGUCUGGAGGUAGAUGGGAAACACGUGGAACUGCCACCCCUGGAGGGAAUCAUCAUCCUGAACAUCCUCUCCUGGGGUUCGGGAGCCAAUCCCUGGGGUCCGGAGAAAGACGACCACUUCAACAAGCCCAACCACUGGGAUGGAAAUCUGGAAGUCGUCGGAGUCACUGGAAUUGUCCACCUAGGGCAAAUCCAGUCUGGGCUUCGGUCGGCAAUUAGAAUAGCCCAGGGUGGUCACAUCCGCAUCAAGCUCAACUCUGAACUUCCAGUCCAGGUGGACGGAGAGCCCUGGAACCAAGCUCCAGGAGAAGUAGUUGUCCUGAAGUCGGCUCUAAAGGCCACUAUGCUGAAGAAAAGUAAGAUCAGACGUCGGAACACCGAACCCACGCUACAUGCUUCAAAUGUAUCGAGUCUACCAAACAGCCCCCAGUAGUGGAGGCUUCCUCCCAAAGCCUCAGGCGAAGGCAGCAGACUGGGGCUUUGUGUGCAGCCUCCUCCAGUGGCUGCUGUGGUCUUGAAGCAUCAACAACAACACAAUCUCCUCACCCGUGUAUUUAAAAAAAUGCAUACGCCCCCUUCUAAUGAUCUCCCAACGUUUUAUAGAAGCUUAAACUAAUGUUAUAUAUAUAUAUAUACUACAACGAAGCAGGCAUCAGAAAAAAAGAAAGGGAAAAAUAUAUAAAGAAGUGGUUGAGUAGAGUUAAAAGGAGAUUUCAAAAAAACACCACAUUUUGCAUUGGUUCAACGACCCUCACUUUUUACGUAAUGGCGAAGAUAAAGAAGAUGAUAUUUUGGGUUCGAUACCAAUCGUAAUACUAGCUUCCUAGAACCCGCGGCCUCUGUUCCUGUUUUGACAAGAGCAGCUGCAGCAGGCAAAAGUUUCCCAGAAUGCGCGAGAUGUGCUUCACCUGUUGCUCGUUCGGUGGACAUGAUUCCACGAUUCCUAGCCUGUGUCAUCUCCAACGAUCUUAUUCACAGCCACUCGCCUUCACUUCCCAUCUAGAAAAUGUGGAAGCCGUGCUUGAAAGAACUCCGCUUUUGCGUGUAAAUGAGAAAAUUUGGUCAUUUUAGAACACAGAGACUCGGACGGGUGAACUUUCGAUUGAAGGGCCUAUACGCUGCUACUGUGACAAGGGCCGUUGUAAAGCUUUAACCUAUAUAUCUAGCGAAUGUAAAGCCCUGAAAUCUAACGAUUGGUGUUUUCUGUUUUAAAAAAACGAGCAAAAUCUCUUAAUAUAUUUUACUGUAAUUCCUCUUGAUCUGUUUCUGAUUACAGUCUGAUUUAGGUUUCCGAGAACAAAAUCUUUCAGAGGCUCUCGUUUUCGUAAACCGCUGAUUCUUCUUCUCGUCGCAAGAAGAAGAAGAAGAAGAUCCGCUUGACCGCAUCACGCCGCGAGUCUCCUGAGUAGCACUGUGAGGCUGUUCUUGUUUCGUUAAAGUCAGCAGCACUCUACCAAAUUCAUUUCCUCAAGCAUUACUAAAUGGGAAGGAUGACCAAUUAUGAAAAGAUAUGGAGGAGGAACGUUGAAAUCUUCGCCUGUAGGUACUUUGACUGAUCGUAAUCCAAGAGGGUCAGGCAGAAAUUCGCCAGCGGCCCUUGUUGAAAGCAAGUUGCUUAACUAUAUUUGUAGCGUGAGGGAGCUUUGGCAUUUGUUAAGAGAUUGACCAGUGAGUAAUGAGUCAUCAUUGCCAUCUACUUUAAAAAAAAAAACUAAGAUUUCUUUGCCAUUCGGAAGAUAAAACGCUGGAAAAUUAUAUGUCCAGGUGACCAAGGUUCAAUAUGGACACGAUUGAAAAGAACGAAACCUUUUCUCCUUGGAUCAACAUAUUUCUUUUUUUCCGUGUAUGUAUUGGAAUUUUUCCCUCCCCUGUUAUUAAAUGGUAUUGGCUUGUACUGUCUGUGAAUUGAGACAAAGUUGAACCGAGGGGGGGUUGGGACUGCGUCCCUCCCCCCCCGAAAUCAUCCCUAGUUAGAUUAUAAAGGUUUGAUAAACGUUGUUUUUCCUUUUGUGUAGUCAGCUGUUGUUGUUUCAUUUUGUGAAUUUUUGAUCUCACUAAUAGCAUUUACCUCAAGAGUCAUUCUUUGUUUUAUAGGAAAUCCUUUAAUUUUGUAACCUUAAGUAUGUUAACAGUUUAUUGAUAUGGAAGAAAAAAUAAUAUGUGUUAAAAUAAAAAAAAUGAAUUUACAGCCGUAAAGAUGCAGCACACUUUCGAAUCCUGUGUCAUUAUGUUGGACGUUUGUAACGGAUCAGAAGAAGAAAUUGUAACCUCCGAGAAUUCGGAUUCAUUUUCGUAUUGUUCCUCUUUAUUACCUCUCUGUCUCUCUCUUUCUCUCUCUUUCUCUCUUUCUGUCCCUCCCUAAUACCAAUUUUGCAUUUAAUCCGUUUCCCUGCGGAUCAGACCGGAUCUAACUGGAUCUGACCGGAUCUAACCGGAUCAGACCAGAUCCACGUGGUCGAUUUAGCAAACGGAGAGGACACGUCGCGCAUGAGUAUUUUUAGAAGCAACGCGAGCGUCUCUUUAACCUCUUCUUCCACAUAAAAAAUAAAUAAAAACACUUUAAAAAUAAACGAAAAAUAAAAUGUGCUUACAAUCAAGUGUUCCAAAUGUUUCUUAUACUUAUGGCUCCUUGUAAUUAUAUAUUUACAAAGAAAGUACCAAUCAGGACUUCCACGUAUUAUCAUAAAGUUCUCCCGAUUUCUCGAGACUUUUUUUGUAUCGACUCCCCGAUCUCUUCCCCUGUUUGUCACUCGAUGAAUAUUUCUUUUAUAUUAUAAUCUAUUUCUCUUCCCUUAAUCAUCAGGAAUUCCUGUCUCGUUAUCUCGUAUGAAACGUAUAUAUAAUAUAUAUUCAAUAUAUCUUAACUAAUAUAUAAUUUAGGGGGAUCUCUCCUGCGUGGGAAUUCUCCAAAAAAAAAAAAAAGAAGUAAAGGUUCUUUCUGAAAGUACUCUAUGAAUAUCUAUUUAAUGUGUUCCAAUAGCCUCUCCUCUGUACUACCUACUAUGCUCUCUCCUAGCUCCAAUGUUCCUUUCUGUCCUAGUCCCGUAAGACCCCUGAUGCGUUUUGAUUUGCAAGUGUUCCUCGAGGAUUAUCACUCCCUUGAGGAUGCUCCUCCAUUAUCUCCUACUCCUGACUCCUCUUCCCUCCACCUAAUCCAUCUCCUACUCCUCCUCCUCCUCUUUCUUGAAGUGUUUUUAUUUUGGCCUCAAGUGGAUUCUUUUGUGAAAGCUGAUGUCUGUCGCCUCUCCUCAUCUGUUUCUCGUCUCUUUGAACUUGAAAAAAAAAAAACCUUCACGAGCCCUUUUUGAUGGCUCUCUGUCUCACCUUUCUUCCUACAUUCCUUCCUUCCUUCCCAGUGACUGCUGGGGUUUUACAGUUCGUAGGUGUUUUAACUGAAGUGAUUCAGCCUUUAAUACUUAAUACAGUAAACUUACUUCUGAGUCAAGUCAUCCUUUUGUUGAUGUGUCCCCCCCACCCCCGCCCCCAACCCCCAAACUCCUCUUUCAAAGUAAUCACUCUUGUAUACAGACCUUAAUUCCUAUAUGGUUCCUAAAUGGUUCAUCUUGUAUGUUCCCUAAAAAUCCAUGAUGGUUCCACUUAACAUAUUAAAAGGAAAAGAACUCUUGUGGUCAUAAUUAGGUGUUCCCGAAUCCUGAGUGAAGAAGACCUCUAUAUUAGGUGUUUCUUACUACUUUCUGUGGUCUCCCCUAAGUGUUCCUUAUCCCGGCUCCCCCUUUUUAUGUCAAUUCAUGUUGUUGUCCAGAGGGGAUCCAGUUUUUGAAGAUUGCCGCUACUGGUUUUCUUCGUUUGAGCAUUUUCUCUUGAGAUCAUGGUUUUCAUUUCUUCCUCUCUCUCUCUCUCUUUCUCUUUCUCUCUCGUAUUUCAGCUCUUCUUCUUCUUUACGUCUUCUCUGUCUGAUCGUUCUGUUAGACCUGAGAUAAUCUUCCUCGUUUCUCUCUCCUGCCCCUUCUGAUUUCUUAGCUUUUUUGAAUCCCCUUUCUUCUCUUUAGCAAAAAAACCCUUUUGACAGUUUUCCCUUUUACCUUAAGUGGUCCCUUUACGAUGCAAUGUUCCCUUUGCCCAUCCCGUUUCUAGUGGUUCCCUUUAUGGUGUUGCCACCUCCUCCUCCUCCAGUGGUCCCUCUACAGUGUUGCCACCUCCUCCGCGCUUCGCCGUGUAUGGGCGCGGUUUUGCUGUAGUUCUUCCACGUUGUAUGUUGUAUUGUAUACUUUGUGGUGUGUUGUACUGCACACUGGUGGUCAGAUAGUUUGUAUGUAUGACUCAAAACAUAAGCAGAGAGUGAAUGCUUGCGUAUAAACAUCUCCAUCAUUUGUAUGUACUGGCCAUAAGGAUAUGCCUGAAAAUUGUACCAAAGCUUAUGUGACUAUAUACAGUAGGAAAGACAUUGAGUGCAAUUACUUUGGAAAGUGUAAGUGGAGCGUCGUCUUGUUCCUUGGACGAAUGAUCCAGCAUCGCGUUGCAUGAGUAAAUCUGCCGAUGAAAGUUGUUCGGCUGAAUCUGCGAGGAGCGCGUUUAUCAGAGUGCGUGGAGAAGAUAAACAAUGUAACACAGUGCAGAAGUGCUGACAGAUCGGAAUGAAAGAGAGACAGAAAGGUGAUGCAUGCUUGAGAAACUGAUCCCUCGUCCCGUUUUGACUGCCUACCCCGUACAUCAACGAAUGAAUGUGGAAUGAUUGAUUCAAGCCUGGAGACAGGCGAAAAACGAACAGUGCUGGUGCUAGUGCUGUGAACACAAAAUGAGUCGUCAUAUCCAGCCAGGGUCCACCGCAUAUCUGCCAGGCGACCGUCCCGCUAAAACACAGAGUCGCGGGGGUUGCCCUGGCCCGGGCCAUCACACUCCCUGUGGUGGUUCAGCAUUGGUUCUCGUGGCCCACAGCGCGCGUCCCAGGAUUGUCUGGCCGGUGAGUCUAGCCGGGCGCGGUGUGGGCUGGACCAUACUUCCCCCCCACGUGCUACCCGGGGCUCAGUUGUUUCUCGGAACAAUUGGGUGGAACGUGGGGCCACUGACAAUCGCGUGUUGUUUGUGUCGCUGUGGCUUGUGGCGGAGGCGCCGGCGCACAGCAGCCUGUGGCAGCGCGCGUGCGGGUUGGCGAGCCCGCGGCCUGGUGGACCGCCCGGGGACGCUCGCCCACUGCUACUUGUGCGCUGCGGUGCGCCGGAGCACCUGGGCUCCCGAGGCCCUCACAUGUCAGUAUUUAUUCAGUUUAACCUGCAAUAAAAGUCAAAUCUAUAUUCAUGUGGAUUAUAGAGUGAUAACAUUCGUGAACAUAUAGAAUAUUAAAUGUACAAACAUAA
Molecule: messenger RNA, 8208 nt
Organism: Macrobrachium nipponense
Lineage: Eukaryota; Metazoa; Arthropoda; Malacostraca; Decapoda; Palaemonidae
Product: diacylglycerol kinase theta-like
Exons: 18
Coding region: 579-3326 (915 amino acids)
Molecular function (GO): nucleic acid binding; ATP-dependent diacylglycerol kinase activity
Source: RefSeq, a predicted model, not a curated record